AUGGAGGUGACGGGUUCGGGAAAAUCCCCCAAUGCAACUUUGUCAUUCAGAUACAAUGCCAACAAUGAAGAGUUAGAGGAACUAUUUCAACCAUGCGAAGACGAUCCUCCUACUCCACAGAGUGAACCUCCAGCAAAAGAACCUGUUACCGCUAGCCCUAAACGUGCAGACAAAACUUCAAUCAUAGAUAAAUAUUUUAAAAAUAUACGUACGGAAAAGCCCAUAGAUAAACAAGAUGAUGCCAAACUUUUAGAGAAUAAACGUCAAGAAGAUACUCGUAGUCCUGUGCCUUCAAAAGAGGCUUCAUCAUCUCCAGUGAAAGAUUAUUUAAAGGGCCUUGGAAAAAAGAGCACAUCAGAAGUAAUACCAGAGGUAAAAGAGAGUGGUAAUGAAACUUGGAAGAUAUUCCAUGACUUCAAAUUUAAAAUAGCUCAAGCUGUUGAAGAUAUGAAGACGCGUUCUGUAGAUGAACCUAAAGAAAAGUUGUUACCGCCAGAAAGUUCUACAUCAGAUUCAGAAGAGAACUCUGCUAUAAAGGAUAUGGAUCAACAAAGUGUAGGAGACACAGACAAUCAGGUUUCCUCACUUGACAGUAGCAUACAAAAUCUAUCAGAAAUGACUCAACCUUUAACAGCAAAGGCUUCUCAGGGCGAGCCAAGCCUUUCUGCAAAUAAAAUACAGUCAAGUUCUAGUGAAGAUACACAUAAAAAUAUAGAGAAUAAUGACUUAGCAGAUGUACCUAGAGAUGAUAGCAUCGAAAUUGAAUCGGGUGUAGAAGCUUUGGAAGAUACAAUAGAUGCUUUUGGUGAUGUUACGCAAUUAGAGUCUGCUGAGACUCCAGUCAAAAAACCUCUUGAGCUUGCAGCCACUGAAUCCCCUAUACCAACAACAGAUUUUAAUUUCCCGCCGAGUAAAAAUGACUUACACAACACCAAGCCAUCUGAUAAACCAAAAUCGACUCCCUUUACAUUCACUAUGUACUUUUUAACAAUUUUCCUUAUAGUGAAUUAUUUUCUGUUUCCGAAGUCAGAUAUUUGGAUUGGUUUCCUAUUAGGGAUUUGGGUUUUUUGUUUCACAAGUUAUUGUAAACACUGGUUUUUGGAUAAUUACUUCAGUGAGUGGGAACCAGGCAAAAGUAGUUAUUUCCAAAUGAAAAGUAGCAGUGCUGCACCAAUAACUUAUACAAUACCAUCGGUAAAAGAACAUAGGCCCAUGAAAAAAUACGAGGGUUGGAUAAAUCAUUAUAGAUUUCCAGAUUAUGAUCCCUACACUUAUCACAUCAAUAAAACAACCACUGCUUUUAUUAAAUUAGAAGGUUGUAAUUUAAGGAUAUCGUAUACAAGAACAAAAGUAGCCAAAAAAGCGCUUUGGGACGAAAAGAUAGAUAACGUAACAUUUUACCAGCACAGGCUCUAUAAUUUGACAGGAGCUCGCAUUAUACUGCUGCCAAAAGGUCUUGUUAGUAGAAGGCAGUGGAGCAAGAAAUAUCCAAUCUGUAUAAUUCUAAACGAGGAGGAGAAGAUUCAAGUGUUGGAGAAGGAAAACCCAAUCACCGAAAAGAAAAUAGCCGAAACAGAGAAGAAAACUAAAGAACAACAGCCCCUACAUGAAACAGAGAGCGCUGAAACUAACACCAGUCCCGAGAAGAAGAAGAAAUUCGUAUGGAGAAGACGGGAGAAAAGCAUUUCACAAAGUGAAGUCGAACCCGAAAAAGAAGGUCUCCGACAUAGGCUUGUACGAAAAAUGCAUCGAGAUAAAAGAUCAGACAGUAUAUCUACAUCUGCUGAUCCUGAUGCACAAGUGCAGACGGAUAAAACAUCGCAGUCAGACGACUCACCAACAACAGAACAUGAAAUCGAGUUAGUCUCCAAAUCUGCAUGCAGUACAAAAGAGGAAGUGAUUGAAGAAGAACUGGACGAGAGCGAGUUGUCGCGGAUCAAGGAGUUUUUGGACGAAGCGGAAUUGGACGGUAGCGCAGAAGGUGCGGCAGAAGGAGAAUGGAGUCUGCAAGUUAAACAAUCCAAGGAUAAGCACUCUCAUUUGUUCCUGUUCGCCCGAACUGGGCGUGAUAAACAUGAAUGGUUUCGACGACUUAAUUCGGCUAUAUCGGAGGCAAACGCGUCCAACGACUCGUCCACGGCCGAAGACAAGCCGACGAGCGAACAGUCGCAGGAGACCAAAGAUGGCGUUGAGCUAGCAGUGUACAAAUCAUCGGAAAAGGACACCGUCACUGUUACGAAGAACAAAACCAAGGACUCGGUGUCGGAGAGCGCUGGCAUACCUACUAUGUAUCCGUUACUGGGCCACGCGAAUUCCUACGAAAAAAGUUUUUGGGCGUACUUAUUCAAAAUUAUGCAGGGCGCGGGCGGGGCUGGUGGCGCGGGUGCGGAGGAGGCGGAGUGCGAGUGCCGGCUGCUGCCGGGCGAGGUGGCGUGGGUCAACACGGUGCUGGCGCGCCUCAUGUUCGACGUCAUGCGCGACCCCGCCAUCAUCGCGCGCCUGCAGGCACGCAUACAGCGCAAGCUCAACACGCUCAAGCUGCCGUCGUUCAUGAGCCCGCUAGUGGUGACGGAGCUGUCGCUGGCGGGCGCGUGCCCGCUGGUGCGGCGCGUGGCGGCGCCCGCGUGCGACGAGCGCGGCGUGUGGCUCGACGCCGACCUGCGCUACGACGGCGGCGCCUACAUCGCCAUAUCCACGCAGAUCAACCUCAUGAAGCUCAAGGAGAAGAAUGUAACCUUAGAGGACCAAUUAAUGCCAGCAAAUGAAAACGUUGAGGAAACUGAGGUGAAUGCUCCUUCCUCUCCGGGACCUGGUGCUGAUAAGCAAUUUCAAAAACGUAAACCAGCUAUAUACGACUCUGACGUAGAGGACUCGGCGGAAUCCAGCAGUGACGAUGAAAGCCCGCCGGUGCAAGUUGACGACGGCGGGGAGAACCUGCCGCCUUCCGAUUUGCCAGCGAACACGGCAGAUGGAGGAGGAUCUUCUAAGAAGAAAUUUUUGCGAAUGGUUGACAAGAUUGCCACAAACAAAUACUUCCAGCAGGUAACGGACUACAAGUACGUGAAGCGCGCUAUGGAGGGCCUGUCCAACACGGACAUCAAACUGCAGCUGGAGGUGAACGGGCUGGAGGGCCGCCUGGCGCUCAACCUGCCCUCGCCGCCGCACGACAGGCUGUGGAUCGGUUUCCGCACAAACCCACAACUGGCGCUCCGCGCUAGGCCGGCUGUCGGUGCCCGCGCAGUGCGUUUCGCCCACAUCACCAACUGGAUCGAGCAAAAGCUAACAAAGGAGUUCGAAAAGGUGCUGGUGCUGCCCAAUAUGGAGGACAUCGCGAUCGACCUCAUGACACCCACGCCCGUGCAGUUUGAAUGA
This is a messenger RNA of Parnassius mnemosyne (clouded apollo), 3372 nucleotides long. The record is from the annotation of a GenBank genome assembly. Lineage: Eukaryota; Metazoa; Arthropoda; Insecta; Lepidoptera; Papilionidae.